CGCGCAGCCCGUCGCCCCUCGGAAGCUCCGCGGAGAUGGUUGUGCGUACCACGCAUUUGCGGGGCGGUACGUGACGUGGUGUUGGCUCGUUGCAUUGUGGGUGGGGGCGAGAUGGCGGCGGCCCUUGUGUCGUGGAUGCAGCGGAUGACUUCUCCACAGAUCUUUCCCUUCCCAUGCAUUGGGCAAGUAAGGGGCUAUUAUGUGGACUGGAGAAUGCUGCGUGAUGUUAAGAGAAGGAAGAUGGCCUUUGAAUAUGCAGAUCAGAGGCUACGCUUAAAUUGUCUUAGGAAGAACCGGAUUUUGCCAAAAGAGCUCCAGGAAGUGGCAGAUAAAGAGAUUGCUGCCCUGCCCCGGGACAGCUGCCCUGUGAGAAUCCAUAAUCGGUGUGUUCUGACAUCCCGUCCACGAGGUUUGGUAUGGCGGUGGAGGCUAAGCCGAAUCGUCUUCCGCCAUCUAGCUGACCAUGCCCAGCUCUCUGGGGUACAGAGAGCAAUGUGGUGAGACACAAAAAAGGCACCGCUGCAGACAAGACAAAACUGAAUGCUAUUUGAAUUCCUAGGAUUUAUUGAAGACAAGGAUUGCUUGGAACAAAUGGGGAGAAGACAGAGGCAAAUUAAAAUACUUCUGUACAGAAGAAAAAAAGCUUAGUUUGAUUUUUGUCAAAUCUUGUAACUUGCUCUUAUAUUUUUGAAAAUAAAUAGCCCCCGUUUCUGUGCCACAGCAUGCAAACUGAGACGGGAGCAGUUGAUUAAUUGUAACUCUGUAUGUAUAUUUUAAUACUCAAUUACCCAGUCCCAUUUUUUUUAAUUUUACUUUUAUUUUUUGAUUGCUGGUCACUGACUUUAAUAAAUUCAUUCAUAAACUG
Hemicordylus capensis (graceful crag lizard) is the source of this 865-nucleotide messenger RNA. It is a transcript of the gene MRPS14, whose product is annotated as mitochondrial ribosomal protein S14. NCBI's taxonomy places the organism in Eukaryota, Metazoa, Chordata, Lepidosauria, Squamata, Cordylidae. The coding region runs from base 112 to 501 and encodes 129 amino acids. Gene Ontology annotation, molecular function: structural constituent of ribosome. The record is from RefSeq and is a predicted model, not a curated record. Gene Ontology annotation, biological process: translation. The transcript has 3 exons. Gene Ontology annotation, cellular component: ribosome; mitochondrial small ribosomal subunit.